Cladocopium goreaui is the source of this 1512-nucleotide messenger RNA. Lineage: Eukaryota; Dinophyceae; Suessiales; Symbiodiniaceae. The record is from the annotation of a GenBank genome assembly.
AUGGCGCCACUACAAGUAGCCGACACUAGGCACAGUCAUUGCGUUGAUGUUUUUGGAUUUUUGCUGCUGCUUGUGGCUGGAGCUGGUCAUGGCGAUAGAUCGGUGGCUGAACUGGGUGCGGCCGCUCCCCCGGCAGCGUUUGGCGGGGCUGACUUGUCCAGUGGGUCGAAGUUUGUGUUGAAGCCUGGCGAUUCCAUUCGGUUUGGGCGCGGUCGUGGAAAUGAGGUGGUGCUGGAUUAUGAAGGCGUCUCAAAGCACCAUGCUGAAAUUUCCUUGCGAGAAAAAAUGCCGGAGGGAAGCCGAACGAAGUCUUCCAUGAUGCUGUCACUCCGUGACUUGUCUUCUAAGAAUGGUAUGGGCAUCCGAAUGGAACCCUUUAAUCAGGACAGCGUUCCCAGCAUCAGUUCUUUUGAGCGAAUUGAGUCCGGCACUUCCCAGGUGGUGCAAGAUGGCUGCUGCAUCGUGAUUCCUGCAAAGAGUCGCAAUGCCACGAAACAGAUGAGCAUUGAGCAGCGCAUGGUCACCAUCCAUGUCAGUGCUGUCGUGGUGGAUGUUCCAGUUCCAGUGCCAAUGUCUGCAGCCCCCGCAGUCCGCGCUGUUGCUGCCGCAUCAGCUGUGGCUGCCGAAUCGCCGCCACGGCAGAUGGCAGCUCCAGUUGUGCCCUUCGAUGAUCCGGCCCAGGCUCCGAAACCCAAGAAGAAAAAGAGAGCAAAGACAGGUAUUGAAACUGAGGAUGGCGCCUCCCUAGCCCGUCCAGUGCGCGUGGAAGGGCUGGCCACAUUGACUGGGGAGGCCUGGCCGCCGGUGUUCCCCAGAGAGGAGCUGGUGGGUCAUGAUGUACCUGAACCCAAGGCUUCGGCACCGCCUCGCACGUCAGCCCCCGCAGAUAAGGUGGAGGUGUUGAGCGAUGAAGAACCAGCACCAGCUUUGACACAGGCGAACGUAGCCAAAGCAUCUGCCGCCGCUGCGAUGGCGGCUGGUCUGGCGGAGGAGCCUGCAGAGGAUGAUUUGGAACUUCGAAGCAUUUCGCCCAUUUCCACGCCGGGCGUUUUUCCUUGGCAAACGGAGAAGGAAAAGAAGACUAGCAAGAAGAAGAGGGCCGAGUCGCCACAAGCUGUUAAGGCGAAGAAGCAGAAAGCAGAUGGCAAGUCCAAGGCCACUGCUGAUCCAAUGGCUGGUCGCCUUCGCCAGAUGCUCCGCGCACCAAAGAGAAGAAAAAAAACAGUGGAGAGCAAAAAAAACGCAAAGACAAAGAGGGGAAAAAAUGCAGAGCACCUCGUGUGUCGCUUCCAGGCUGAGGCCGUUCGGGAGCGCAACGUGCAGGUCAAUGGAGCCUCAAACUACAAGAGGGCGGCUCCCAUCUUUCACAGCGAGGACCAUCGCAUUCACUUGCUGAUUCUGGCGUUGGACUACAGCAACAGCAAGCAGCGUUUGCCCAGCGUCAUCGAUGCCAAACACAUCGAGGAUCUGGUCGGAUGGCUCAGCUUACAACGGAGGGGCGCAACCAUGUGA